Messenger RNA from Stegodyphus dumicola, 1781 nucleotides. RefSeq names its product synaptotagmin-2-like. Gene Ontology annotation, molecular function: calcium ion binding; SNARE binding; phosphatidylserine binding. Gene Ontology annotation, cellular component: exocytic vesicle; plasma membrane. NCBI's taxonomy places the organism in Eukaryota, Metazoa, Arthropoda, Arachnida, Araneae, Eresidae. The record is from RefSeq and is a predicted model, not a curated record. Gene Ontology annotation, biological process: calcium-ion regulated exocytosis.
CACCACAGCGCAAGCGGAGAGAUGCUAUUUUCAUUGUGUUAUAAUCCAGACACGGCGAAUCUCACUCUCAGUGUUUUGAAAGUCAGAGGAUUAAAUAUGCAGCAAGAAAAAGGAAAAGAAGCAUCCAUAUACAUCAAGAUCACUCUCUAUGUCCGGCGGAAAUUAGUUCGAACGAAGAAAACUCCAUCUAAACGCAAAGCUCCUGAGGUGGAAUUCAAUGACACAUUCAACAUCCACGUGCCACAGAUGGCUAUUGGAGAAGUAGAUAUGCUCGUGACGCUUUGUGAGAAAUCUCAAGGCUUAGGAAGCAAACGCAUCUUGGGAAGGACGCAAGUGGGAGGCAACUGUUUAUUUGAUCAAGGUCUUCAGCACUGGCAAGACAUGCUGACUAGUCCAAAGAGCACGUGCGCACAGUGGCACAUGUUGUGCGGUUAACAGUGGCGCACGCUUUGCCAUAUCUUUCUUUAAAACAUUUAAUAAGGUAACAAAAAUUUUCACAUGCCAGCACAGCUGAAUUGUGUGGAGAAAAAACGGUUUUAGAUACAAAAUAUUGUGACAUUUCAAUUUCGGAGAAAGCUAAAUUCUAUCGUGCUAAUGGUAAAUACAGCGCAAGUGGAAAAGACAAAUGUUUCGUUGAGCUGAUGUAGUACACAUUACAAAGCUUGGAAUUUGCAAAUAGUUUUUAUGUUUUAAAUUUAACAUAUUCAUAGCUAUCUCUUCCAGGCGAGUUCUGAAAUAUUUGCCCAGAGAAAAUAUUAAUCGCGUUUCUUUCAAAGAAAAUAGAGCCUAAUCACUUACAUUAAGUGAAUUUAAUAUUAAUUAUUAAAUGCGCAGAAACACAGAAUUAGUUUUUUUUCAUGUCAGUGUUAUCUUUGUUAAACUAAAAUCAGUUACUUUAAUCAUUUGCUUAACAUUACUUUGCUGUCCCAUCAGAUCCUGACAUUGUAUUGUUAUUUCUAUCAGAGAUAACUGCUUUGAUUUUUUAACUAUCAACUAAAAAUAUAUUAUUAUAAUUUCUUUUAAAAUUAUAAAUCUUAUUUAUUGUUUAUUUAUUGUCUUGUUUAUGAGAUAUAAAAAAUUCUAAGGAUGUAUAGCUUCAUUUUUCCUAUAUUAUUGAAAAGAAAACUGCCUGUAGAUUAUUUUCAUGAAUUACUAGUUGUGUUAUGUGAUAACAGUUUUUAAAUUAAUGUAAAUUUUAUUAUAUUUUUAAAAAUGUUUUGGAUACUUAUCAAAUUAAUUUUGUAUGGUGUCAUAUAUGUGUGCAAUGAUAUCUAACUUAUCGUGAUUAAAUGUUGUUGAGUAUUACUUUUAGUUUACGUAAAUAUACCUGACUUAUAGUAACUAAAUGUUGAGCAUUAUUUUGCGUUAUCAGUGAGUUGUUAAAAAUUUGUGUCGCUCUUAUUAUUUUCUUUAUUUGCUUCGGUUUGUAUUUAUUUCAAUAUGUGUCUGUAUUUUGAAUAAAUGAUAUCUUUGUUCAAUAAUAAAUGAAUCAAUCAGCUACAUGUUUCAAACAAAAUACAAAUUUUCGAAGUUUUACGGUUUAAAAUAUUUUCUCUCUAUUCUUCUGACACAAGGUAAAUUUUCUAGGUGCUAUAUAUUAUUUCUGUUGACUUGGAUUUGAACGUUUAUGACGCGAUAUAUUUUAUGUUAUUAGAUUUAUUUACUUAGAUAGUUAUGGUUUAAUGCAGCUAAACAAGCACAAACGUUUUAUAGCUUGUAUUAUUUAAUUCUCGUGAAUUAUUAAACUAGGUAAUUUUUGUUUGGAGUGAAAAUUUAUUUUA